AACGAAGCAGAAAGUCUAACAGGCAAUAUGGUCUAUUUUCUCAUGUUCCUCCUGCUGCUCUCGAUUCCUCUAUGCAAAACCGAUGACCAGCUGACACUGGGAAAGCCAAUCUUUCCCAGCGAGAUGCUCAUCUCCAAGGGCGGCAUCUUUGCCCUCGGCUUCUUCCCCCCGGCCAACUUCAGCAAUAGCCUCUAUGUUGGAGUCUGGUUCCACAACAUCCCCCAGCGCACCGUUGUGUGGGUUGCCAACCGCGACAACCCAAUCACCACCCCUUCGUCAGCGACCCUUGCCAUCACCAACAGCUCAGGCAUGGUGCUGUCGGACUCCCAAGGCCACAUUCUUUGGACAACCAAGAUCAGCGUCACCGGAGCCUCCGCCGUGCUGCUCGACACGGGGAACUUCGUUCUCCGGUUGCCAAACGGCACCGACAUAUGGCAAAGCUUCGAUCACCCGACUGAUACCAUCCUCGCAGGCAUGAUGUUCUUGAUGAGCUACAAGUCCGAGAUCAUCGGACGCCUCACUGCGUGGAGGAGCCAUGAUGACCCAUCCACUGGAGAUUUCUCCUUCAGCCUCGACCCCAGCUCGGACCUCCAGGGCAUGACCUGGAACGGGACCAAGCCAUACUGCCGUAACGGCGUCAGAACCAGCGUGACGGUGUCCGGCGCCCAGUAUCCGAGUAACAGCAGCUUAUUCAUGUAUCAAACACUCAUCGACUCAGGGAACAAGCUCUACUACUCAUACACUGUCUCCGACAGCUCCAUCUACACACGCCUCACACUUGACAGCACGGGCACGAUGAUGUUCCUGAGCUGGGACAACAGCUCGUCGUCAUGGAUGUUGAUCUUCCAGCGCCCCGCCGCCGGCAGCUGCGAGGUCUAUGGCUCGUGCGGCCCGUUUGGCUACUGCGACUUCACGGGGGCCGUCCCGGCGUGCCGGUGCCUCGAUGGGUUCGAGCCUGUAGAUCCCAGCAUCUCGCAAUCAGGAUGCCGGAGAAAGGAAGAGCUGAGAUGCGGAGAGGGCGGUCACCGCUUCGUGUCAUUGCCUGACAUGAAGGUCCCCGACAAGUUCUUGCAGAUCCGGAACAGGAGCUUCGACCAGUGCGCGGCCGAGUGCAGCAGCAACUGCUCUUGCAAGGCAUAUGCUUACGCCAACUUGAGCAGUGGCGGCACCAUGGCUGACCCGUCAAGAUGCUUGGUUUGGACAGGGGAGCUUGUCGACUCAGAGAAGAAGGCCAGCCUUGGUGAGAACCUGUACCUCCGCCUUGCUGAGCCUCCUGUUGGAAAGAAAAACAGGUUACUGAAGAUUGUUGUUCCGAUAACAGUAUGCAUGCUGCUACUCACAUGCAUAGUCCUUACCUGGAUAUGCAAGCACAGAGGGAAACAAAACAAGGAAAUCCAAAAGAGACUGAUGCUAGAAUAUCCGGGCACCUCCAAUGAACUUGGAGGUGAAAAUGUGAAAUUUCCAUUUAUUAGCUUUGGAGAUAUUGUGGCUGCAACAGAUAAUUUCUGUGAGUCCAAUCUACUUGGAAGGGGAGGCUUUGGCAAAGUUUACAAGGGAAUAUUGGAGGGAGGCACGGAAGUUGCUGUCAAAAGGCUUAAUGAGGGUUCUGGACAAGGCAUUGAAGAGUUUAGGAAUGAAGUGGUUCUAAUUGCAAAACUGCAGCACAGGAACCUAGUUAGACUUCUUGGUUGCUGCAUUCAUGAAGAUGAGAAGUUACUGAUCUAUGAAUACUUGCCUAACAAAAGCUUGGACGCCUUCCUUUUUGAUGCUACAAGAAAAUAUGUGCUUGAUUGGCCAACAAGGUUCAAAAUAAUCAAAGGGAUAGCAAAAGGGCUUCUUUAUCUUCACCAAGAUUCAAGACUGACAAUAAUUCAUAGAGAUCUCAAAGCAAGCAACAUCUUGUUGGACACAGAAAUGAACCCCAAAAUAUCAGACUUUGGUAUUGCAAGGAUUUUUCAUGGUAAUCAGCAGCAAGCAAACACCACUCGAGUUGUUGGAACAUAUGGUUACAUGUCUCCUGAAUAUGUGUUGGGUGGUGCCUUUUCGGUCAAGUCAGAUACAUACAGCUUUGGUGUUCUUCUUUUGGAGAUUGUCAGUGGCCUGAAAAUCAGUUCAUCUAAACUCACACCAAACUUUUUCAGCCUUACAGCCUAUGCAUGGAGAUUAUGGAAAGAUGGAAAUGCAACAGAAUUGUUGGACAAGUUUUUUGUUGACAGUUAUCCACUUCAUGAAGCUUUCAGGUGUAUUCACGUUGGGCUCUUGUGUGUUCAAGAUCAUCCGAAUGAUAGACCAUCGAUGUCAUCUGUUGUUUUUAUGUUAGAAAAUGAAAGCACGCUGCUUCCUGCACCAAAGCAGCCUGUGUAUUUUGAAAUGAAGAACCACGGAACACAAGAAGCGACAGAAGAAAGUGUGUACUCUGUGAAUACAAUGAGUACCACAACACUGGAGGGACGCUAGACUAAGAGGUCAAGCUUUACUAUACAUGAUUUCAGCAUAGAUAAUUCUAUGUUUUUACAAUUUAAUGCUUAUGAUAAUGAAUUUCAGUGAUGUGAUAUAUGACUUUAAAUCUUUAAUGGAAAACAGUGGAGUUUGCUGCGUGGU
This is a messenger RNA of Oryza sativa Japonica Group (Japanese rice), 2601 nucleotides long. RefSeq names its product G-type lectin S-receptor-like serine/threonine-protein kinase At1g11330. Gene Ontology annotation, biological process: protein phosphorylation; recognition of pollen. Lineage: Eukaryota; Viridiplantae; Streptophyta; Magnoliopsida; Poales; Poaceae. Gene Ontology annotation, molecular function: ATP binding; protein serine/threonine kinase activity. The record is from RefSeq and is a predicted model, not a curated record.